GCGACCACAAUUGUUUUGGUCCCGCGGCUUUUGUUUUCUUCUUCAGAUCCUAAUCUCUGUUUCUUCUUCUUCUUCCCUCUGUUCAUAUUCCCAAAACCGAAAACCCUGGCUUCUUGCGCUCUUCAAUCACGACGCGAACGAUUCCUUCUGUCAGACCUUAUUGGUUGGAAUUACCUUCACUUCUUCCAAAAUAAAAUCGAAUUUAUAAUCUCCAAUCUCCAGCAGAAAUGCACUUACCCGAUAAUCCGCCACUGCAAACAGACUCUUCUUCCUCUGAGACCCUGGACACUUCACCGCUCCUCAAUCACUCCCUCGCUGACCACCUCCUCCGGAGCCGCCGCAUCCUCCGGAAUUCCCCUCGACAAUUUCGUGGAGCAGCUGCAGACCUUCUCCGGCGAGCUGGGGAACGCAGUAUGAUGCUCCGGGAACCCUCGGUCCGUGUCCGUGAGUUCGCCGCAGAGCAACUCGAGGAGCGGCAAAGCGACUGGGCGUACUCGAAGCCGAUAGUAAUAAUCGACGUGUUGUGGAACUUGGCUUUUGCUGGUAUUGCUGUGACGGUUCUGGGGUUGAGCGCCAAGGAGAAGACCGAGGUGCCGCUGAGGGUGUGGAUAAUUGGGCACGCUCUUCAGUGUGUUUUUCAUAUUGUAUGUGUAGUAGCAGAGUACAGAAGACGAAAUCAGAGGAGGAGUAUUGUGGGAUUAGAGGAAAGUGGGAGGUGGAGUUCUUUGUCUGGCAGCGAUGCUGAUGAUUAUGGGGCAGUGCAGAGUGGCAAUGAACAUGAAACUAGUGUUGUAAAGCAUCUAGAGUCUGCAAACACGAUGUUUUCAUUUAUCUGGUGGGUCAUCGGGUUUUACUGGGUAUCUGCUGGUGGCCCAAAUGUAACAAGUGAUUCGCCUCAGCUGUACUGGCUGGUUAUUACAUUUCUUGCUUUUGAUGUACUGUUUGUGGUCAUCUGUGUUGCUGUUGCAUGUCUGAUUGGUAUAGCUGUAUGCUGCUGUCUUCCGUGCAUAAUUGGAAUAUUAUAUGUCAUGUCGGACCGGGAUGGGGCAACACAGGAAGAGAUUGAUAGAUUGCCAAAGUACAAAUUCCACCGAGUUUGUGAUUUCGAGAAAGUUGAUGAUGAUAUCCAAGAACCUUCUGGGGGAAUAAUGGCCGAAUGUGGAACUGACAUGCCCUCCAAACGCAUUCUUUCCGAGGAGGAUACUGAGUGUUGCAUCUGCCUAUCUGCCUAUGAUGAUGGAACAGAUCUGCGCGAACUUCCUUGCCUUCACCAUUUCCACUGCACCUGCAUAGACAAGUGGUUACACAUCAAUGCUACCUGCCCGCUUUGCAAAUUCAACAUCCUCAAGUCUGGCAACCAAAGUGGCAGCGAAGAAGUGUAGAGAUUAUUGAUUUUCGGUAAACGUACUGACUGGAUAUCUGUUAUUGAUCAUUUGGAUUGGCACUUCAGUUGGGGUUUACGGUUUCCUGGCUAAUUUCAACAGUGUUGCUGAAGGUGGGUUCAUGCCAGGGUAUCAAACAUGCUUCCUCCUGCUUACCAUGUAUAUGCGACUUCUUUCUGGUAUAAGUAUUUCCGAGAUGUUAAUGAACAAGACGUAUUUCUAUUUAUCGACAAUAUCUUCCGUUUCGUCCAAGCUGGAUCCGUAGUAUCCGCCUUAUUGGGGAGAAUGCCCUUAGCUGUGGGAAAUUUGAUUCACAAGGAAACAGACGUUCCUUGCCAAUGUAAUGUAAAUUGUUCCAGAAAUUUACACCCUAGAGCUUGUUUCAUCAUGUAUAUGCAACUUCUUUUUGGUAUAAAGUUGAUUCACCAGGAAACAGA
Molecule: messenger RNA, 1819 nt
Organism: Tripterygium wilfordii
Lineage: Eukaryota; Viridiplantae; Streptophyta; Magnoliopsida; Celastrales; Celastraceae
Product: E3 ubiquitin-protein ligase At4g11680-like
Exons: 5
Coding region: 228-1382 (384 amino acids)
Source: RefSeq, a predicted model, not a curated record